Molecule: messenger RNA, 1719 nt
Organism: Malassezia sympodialis ATCC 42132
Lineage: Eukaryota; Fungi; Basidiomycota; Malasseziomycetes; Malasseziales; Malasseziaceae
Gene: ADA2
Exons: 2
Coding region: 1-1719 (572 amino acids)
Biological process (GO): chromatin remodeling; regulation of transcription by RNA polymerase II
Cellular component (GO): SAGA-type complex; nucleus
Molecular function (GO): zinc ion binding; transcription coactivator activity; chromatin binding
Source: RefSeq, a predicted model, not a curated record
AUGACGGCAGCUGUGGCCGAGCCUGGCGUGCGAUACCAUUGCGACGUAUGCGGCGCCGACAUCACGCUGACGGUGCGCAUCCGCUGUGCGGGAGGCUGCAAGGACUUUGAUUUAUGUGGCACCUGCUUUUGCACGGGCUCCGAGAUCGGGCAGCACAAAGCGUGGCAUGACUACCGUGUGAUUGAGCAGCACUGCACGCCCAUCUUUUGUCCUGACUGGGGCGUCGACGAGGAGCUUUUGCUCAUUGACGGGUGCCAGAUAUACGGUGUCGGCAACUGGAUGGAUAUUGCCGACCAUAUCGGCAACCGUGGGAAGGAGGAAGUCGAGCAGCACUUUAUCGACGUGUACAUCGAAGGCCGGAAUGGCGUGCCUUCCGGUGACGAGCGUGCGCAGCGCGCCGUCGACGAAUGGCGCGCUGCGCAUCCACGCAGUCCGUCGUUCCAAGGCGAGGAGCGCCUGCCUGUCGUCGGCCCCGAUCCCGACUUUACGACAGACAAGAGCGCCGACACGUUCCAGCGCGAGCGGCGCGAGCGCAUCGAGCGCCUGCGGGCGGCGCAGGCGGCGUUUGUGGUGCCGAAGCCCGGUAAGCCGCUGGUUUCCGGCCCCACGACGCACAGUGAGCUGGCUGGUUUUAUGCCCGGUCGCCUGGAGUUUGACCACGAGUAUGAGCAGGACGCGGAGCAGCCGAUCAAGGACAUGGAGUUUGGGAAGGUGUACUCGUUUGGAGGCGAUCGGCUUCCGACAGAGCUGGAGGCACUCGGCACGGGCGCGACGCAAGGCAAGCCGCGCAUGGAGAGCAGCCAGCGCGGCGGUCCGAAGCACGUCGCCACACCGCCUGACGAGCCGGAGGACGAGACGUUUGCGGACGCGCUCGAGGGACAGCCGAUGGCUGUUGACGAGGCGGCGCCGCCUGCGGAGAAGGAAGAGGCCAAGGCGGACGAGGCGACGGACGACCGCGCGCCCGACUGGGACGAGGACCCGGCCGACCUGGAGCUGAAGCUCGCUGUGCUGGACAUUUACAACGACCACCUCGAUCGGCGUGCCUCCAAAAAGCGGUUCCUGCUCGAGCGCAACAUCAUCGACUACCGCCGCCUCGUGGCGUCGGAGCGCCGCCGACCCAAGGAGGAGCGCGACCUGCUCGCUCGGAUCAAGCACUUUGCGACGCUGCAGACCGCCGCGGACUUUGAAGAGCUCUUCCAUAACCUGUGCUACGAGGAGGCACUGAAAAAGACGAUCCGCCAGCUGCAGCAGUACCGGCGCAUGGGCAUCACGACGUUUGCCGAGGCCGCGCGCUACGACCGCGAGCUGGCGGAGCGCACCAAGCGGCAGCUAGAGGCCGCCGAGGGGCACCUGUCGCUGCAUGCGGCGUCGUCCUCGGGCCGCUCGCGGCACCGCGAGCGCAGCCAAUCCGUGGCGGACAAGGGCCCGGACGAGGAGUUUGCAUUUGCGAGUGCGCCGUCGAUCCAGCUGCUCACGCGGGACGAACAGCAGCUGUGCUCGGCGCUGCACAUUCUACCGCAGCCCUUCCUCGUGCUAAAAGCGGCGCUGCUCACGUACAGCUAUGCGCACCACCGGGCGCUCACGCUGCAGCACUGCGAGCAGCUAUGUGCGAUCGAUCCGCGCAAGCUCGCGCAUGUGUACGACUUUUUCCGUGACAAGGGCUACCUGCAGGCCGUCGGUGCAGCAGGGGCCGGCACGCCGAGCGCCGCGGCCAGCUGA